Molecule: messenger RNA, 2669 nt
Organism: Chara braunii
Lineage: Eukaryota; Viridiplantae; Streptophyta; Charophyceae; Charales; Characeae
Source: the annotation of a GenBank genome assembly
GAUACUACGCACAAUUGGGUGACGGUCACUGAAGGAGCAGAUGAGAAAGGAGGUCGGCGAGGGAGGGAAGGCUAGGGAGCAGAGAAAGAGGGAGGUGGGAGGAGAGGCGGGUAGGGAGGACGAAGGAGAGGAGGAAAGCGAAGGUGAGCUUCGGUCAGUGGCGCUACCCCUGAAGUGUGGAGUGAUCUUGUGAGCUUCAGAUUGACGAUCGAUCGGCUGUCUUGUGAAGGUAGCCCGUCUUCGUUUGACGUACGAGGAAGACAAUGGCUGGUGUACGUGGCGCCGCCGCAUCUGGAGGAGUGGGUAGCCUACGCCCCGGAGAGACUGAGGGCCUUAUGACCAUCGGCGAUGUCUUGCAGAUGGUAGGGGACAAGAAUGUGAGCAAGCCGAUCACGCCCAGCGACGCGGAGGCGAUCGCUUUUGCGGAAUCUCUAGCUACCGGGCAUCAGACGGUGAAAGGGAGUAUCGGGGCGCAGGCGAUGUCUUUCGCUAAUUUCAAUGUGAACUCAGGGCUCAUCCGAGCGGAUUAUGGUGGAUUGGCAGCGAAAACCGCGCAACAGCAGCAGCAGCAGCAGGAAGGGGAGAAGGGUAAGCCUUCCCCGCAAGUGCAACCCCUCGGAGAGACCGGUGGGUAUAACGUGGCAGGCGGCCAGCCGCGUACUCUCGGAGAGGUUCUGGUGGACGUGAAGGAGCGGCUUGACAACGACAAGGCGAUUCUGCCAGCCGAUGCGGCGCGCAUUCAGCAGGUGGAGAUGAGGGCUCAUCCUCUGGGAAUUGUGGAACCUGGAGGCGUGGCGGCUACGGCCAUGGAGAUAGCACAGAAGAACGCAGAGACUUUGCAGCAGAGGGAGCACUCCCAGCAACAGGCGCAGGCGCAAGCUUAGGCUCACUCAUCUAUUGAGAUAGCACAGAAGAACGCCGAGACUUCGCAGCAGAGGGAGCAGUCCCAGCAACAGCCGCAGGCGCAUGCUUAGGCUCACUCGUCAGGUUGGUUAAGGAAAUGGAAUGGGAAGUGAGGUUGACGAGUCGAUGACGACUACUGCCGUCUUCACCUGAACAUAACGCGCCCUGAUAUAGAGUGUAUACUAGCCAUGUUUCCGCUUAGGUUGAAUGUAUGCUAGCCAUGUUUCUUGUUAGGUCGAGUCAAGAAUGGAGUGCACUAUGUUCAGCGGAAGACGGUAGCUCACUCAUCCUCUGGGAAUAGUGGACAGAGUGUGCCUUGGAGGCUUCACAGGGGAACGCCGACACGCCGGGGGGAAGAAGACGAGCGGCAUCGGCCGUAGGUUGUGUAUAAAACGGACGUGUAAAUGAAUUUGUCCGACGUUGUGCCGAGCGGCUUACGUGUCGACGACGGGGAUAUCUAAGGUGUUGUAGUGGUUCGUCGAGUCCUGCGUUGAUGCGUUGACCAACGGUCAAUUGGUUUUGAGUAUCCGGUUUUAACGCAUCGAGGGUUGAGCAUCGAGAGGGUGAAACGAGAUGCGUUGACUAAUGGCUUGGUCGCGCAAGGCGUGGAGAAGUUAGAACAAAAUGGAUUUGACCCACGGGCCACGGAGAUUGUGAAGACAUGCACACAUCAUAUGAUGGUCGGUGGAACACACGUGCCGAGGGUUGUAGCCGUGUCUUACUAGGUAGGUUCUGGCCUUCCGGCCUUCCCCGAGCACAACGCACCCUUUUGACUGUAUCGGGCUGGAAACACACCUUGUAUACGUUCAUUUUGAAGGUGCGGUGUAUUCGGGGGAAGGCAGUAGACGGUAGUAUCGAGGGUCGAACAGUCGGAGUCGAAACGUGGCAGGGGUUGUGUAAUAGUAACGUCGCAGAGGUUCUUGAAUCGGGUCUAGUUAUGCACGAAUGGUUCUGAGAGAGUGGGAGGUGAGGAGGUGAAUGUUGUGGCAAUUGUUGUCUAUUCACGUUGGUAAGGUUUAAGGUGAAAGUUGUGACAUUGUUGUAUAUCACGUUGGUAAGGGAUGUCGCAGGGUAGUUUUAAAGGUGAAACGUUGCAGAGCAAGAGGUUGAUGACACUUUGUGUCACGUUAGUGUCACGUCAAGGUUGAUGACACUUCGAGUGUCACGUGAGUGUCACGUCGAUAUUUUUAGAGUCCCGCCGUGGCGUGUCUCAAGGGGUCUAGAGUCGAGACGUAUGUAGCAUUGGAAAUCUGGAAGUUUCAAAACGAUCGUAAGAAAUAACGGACGAGCGUGUAAGGGUUGCAAAGAGAAUCAUUGCAGAUCGUAAGAGUUUAAGGUUGUCCACGACUCCAUGGUUGUGAUCUGGUUGUGAUCUCUCGGGUUCAGCACGGGUGAGCGCAUACUGACAGUCUGACACUGACACAAGCUCUGGAAGCCGAAGCCGGCCGGAAAUCCUCACAUCCUCAGUUUGAUCUGUGUUGAGUGUGUGAUGUGUGCGUGCGUGAAAAAAAAACAAAAAGAAGUAUAUCGAAUUCUAGUACUCUAGGGUACAGAGAUUUGCUCUGCAGCAACUUCUGCUCUAAAUCGGCCGUAAUUACUCACUACCCUGUUCUGUUGGGCGAAGUUGGCCGUAAAUCCUUACUAUCCCCGAGAGAUUGAUGCCGAAUAUUUUGACCGGUUUAUUGUGUCAAUUUGUGUGUGCGUUCCUCUCUCUCUCUCUCUCUCUCUCUCUCUCAGUGGGCCGUAAAUCGUAUCCCCGAAAAUUC